Messenger RNA from Hyalella azteca, 2637 nucleotides. RefSeq names its product glutamine synthetase. Lineage: Eukaryota; Metazoa; Arthropoda; Malacostraca; Amphipoda; Hyalellidae. Gene Ontology annotation, molecular function: glutamine synthetase activity. The coding region runs from base 164 to 1249 and encodes 361 amino acids. The transcript is spliced from 3 exons. Gene Ontology annotation, cellular component: cytoplasm. The record is from RefSeq and is a predicted model, not a curated record.
GAUAGCGACAUCACAUCAGGCAGGCUGCGUCAGCGGGUGGACGUAGCAUAAGUUGUUCCUUGUAAGGUGCAGUGUUUCAUAGCAAACGUCGCAGUUUAUCCAUGGUCAUCAAGCUCUAACUGCACGGUCAAGGUCUCAUUGAAGAAUUAAAAUCAAAGUCAAGAUGGCAUCGACGUUAACGAACAAAACCAUGCUGGACCGCUACAUGCGGUUGCCCAUCCCAGACGAGAAGUGCCAAGUCAUGUACGUCUGGAUUGACGGUAGUGGCGAGGGCCUGAGGUCCAAGACCAGGACUGUCAACUUCAUUCCUAAGACACCAUCAGAGCUCCCCAUCUGGAACUUUGAUGGAUCUUCCACUGGACAAGCUGAAGGAAGCAAUAGUGACGUAUACCUUCACCCCGUUGCCCUCUACAAAGAUCCCUUCCGCCUCGGCAACAACAAGCUCGUCAUGUGUGAAACUUACAAGCAUAACAAGAAACCGACUGAGACCAACCAUCGCCACAAAUGCCUCGAUGCCAUGAACCGAGCUCGUGACCAACAUCCCUGGUUCGGCAUGGAGCAAGAGUACACCCUCCUCGAUAUAGACAACCAUCCGUUCGGGUGGCCGAAGAACGGCUUCCCUGGACCUCAGGGGCCAUAUUACUGUGGAGUUGGGGCGACCCGAGUCUUCGGUCGAGACAUUGUUGAAGCUCACUACCGCGCCUGCUUGUACUCUGGCAUUAACAUUUCCGGAGAAAACGCCGAAGUCAUGCCUGCACAGUGGGAAUUCCAAGUAGGGCCUUGUGAAGGUAUCGCUAUGGGUGACGAUCUCUGGAUGGCGCGGUAUUUCUUGCACAGAGUUGCCGAAGAUUUCAACGUAGUGGUAUCCCUGGAUCCCAAGCCCAUUCCCGGGGACUGGAAUGGUGCUGGCAUGCACAGCAACUUCUCUACCAAAACCAUGAGAGAACCCAACGGUAUCGUGGAGAUCGAGAAGGCCAUUGACAAGCUAUCGAGACACCAUAUUCGUCACAUCAAGGCAUACGAUCCAAAGGAAGGAAAAGACAACGAGAGGCGUCUCACCGGACUUCACGAGACCUCUUCAAUCCACGAUUUCUCUGCCGGGGUUGCCAACAGAGGCUGCUCCAUCAGGAUACCCAGGGAGUGCGCUGAAACGAAGAUGGGAUACUUGGAAGACAGGCGACCUUCGUCCAACGCUGACCCCUACAUGGUGUCUGAAGUUCUCGUCAGGACCAUUUGUCUGGACGAAUAGACAUCGUGUCGGAAAAGCAGGAAGAUGCCGUUAGUUUAGCAGGAGAAAAUACAUGUCCUUAAAUUACAGUACCCAAGAUGCAUUUCGUUGGUGAAUGAACAUGAAAUACUUUCAGGCAUGAUGACGAAGGUAGAAAUUUGUCCAUAAUGAAUGCGAAGGCGCCGCUUGGUAGCUAAUGACGCGUAUUAUUUCUUGAAGCGGUUAGGCCUGCGAUGCACGAACUACAAAUGUUGAGCCAAUCGGCCAGAGUUUAGUUUGAUAAGAUUUAUAUCUUGUAAUUUUAAAUUUGAACGGAAGAGAGUUGACGUUUAUUAAUUAUAAAACUAUUGCGAACACAAGUGUGUGAGAUUGGGUGCCAGCACCCCUAGAUCCGAAUGUACUGACUCGCCCAAUUAAUAUAGAUUACUGGCCUCUAAAUAUUAUGGAUAUUGUUAUCUGUUAAUUAUGUCAUUUGAUCCAUUAACUGUCUGAAGAUUUAUACUCAGAUUUGUGUUUCCAAUCAUUGACUGGUUUCCGUAAAUUUUAGAGUAGCCUUUUUUUCUAUACACUGCAAGUUUAGCUUUGAAUUGUUUUUCUCUGAAUCAUAGACGAUUCUUCAAAAUAUUGUUUGUAAGGCUCGUAGUAUUGGACUGGUUGACAGUUUCUGACACGGAUGGGAACCUGAAGAUUAAUUUUAUCGUCUGAUAAGUUUUAUUUAAACAUUAUUACCAUACCAUUAAUUUGAAUUUUAAAAAACAAUAGCCGUAAGCUCGUGACGCUGAUUAUUUAUCAAGCACACUUUUAAAUUUUUUUAUUCCAGCAUUAUACCUGAAGUAUUAUUCCAGAUUGAUAUUUUUGCCACGUUAUAUGCCUGUGCAAAGGGUUGAUUAGAGAGCGAUAAUUAUACAAAAGCAUUAAUUAUUCGAUUUCCUAGGACUCUGAAUUUCUUCUAAUGGUAACCUCUGAAUUUUGGUCCCCAACCCUGAAGCGCAUCAAACUCUAUUCUGUAUUGCGCGCAAAAUAUUCCAAGUUAACUUGUGUACACAAAGUGUCUCGAGUAUCAGGAACUUCCUGAAAUCCUUGAUUACGUGGAAGAAGCAAACGCACAACCUUUCUAGUUACGUCCAUUUCGCAGCCGAGUUAUUGUUAAAUUAUUCAAUUUCAUUUUUGUACUAUCGGUUCCCAUUGCCAGAUCUGAGAUGAACUUUCCAGACUCGUCCAGUCUAAAUUGUUACGUGAACUGAAAUACUUCUGUGCCGCACUGCUGCCGUCUGUCUGUAGUCUCUUGUACGAUUGUGUUAGUGCACCUGUGAUGAUGUACACUAAUUAUAACAGAGUGAACGACAAAUUCUCUAGCAUUUUUACUGAAUAAUGAAAAGACUUUAAAUCUAUCUAAAUGUGAACCACAA